UUUGAUUUUUUUUCUGUAUACAAAGUUUAGUACUUGUCCACCAUGUUCACAUAACUACCUACUCACAACCCAAGCUUGAAUUCAAGAUACAACAAUGAACGUCGCGAACAGCGAGAACAAUGUAUGUGAAACAAUAGGUGAGGCUGAUGACAUGGACAAUGAAGACAUAUACACCACCCAGCCGUGUGAUGAGAUUGACAAGUCAAUCUACUUGGAAAUAAAAGCUAAACUUGGUUCUAAAGACAAGACAAGCUUUAUUGACAGCAUUCAAGACAUAUACAACCACAACAUAAAAGAAAUAAAUGAUGUAAAAGAGAGUUUGUAUGACUACGCCAAGCAGACGUGUGUUAACUUCCCAGCUGGUCUACUUGUGAGAAGAAAAAAUACUCAGGCAACAACAGCGCCGGCCAUAUACAAGUGUGCUCAAGAUGUGUACUACCUAUAUCAUUACAUUGAAGGUACUAUUCCUGCACAUGUCCUGCAAACUAAGGUGCUCAGCAGAGCAAGUGUACGACAUCUAUCUAUGUCGACACCAGGUACGCCAUCAACAGCCAACGACGUCACCAACGUCAAUACACCAAUCAAGAUCAACAGCACAUCUUCAUCAUCGACUACUCCCACUGAACGAGCUUCAGGUGAGACAAACUAUCCAGGAAAAGGAUAAAUCUAUAUCAGACCUACAAUCUAAGCUCAGUGACUCUGAAAACAGAAGGUCAGAACUGAGAUCGGAACUGAAACUGUAUAGUCAAGAAAAUAAAUCAUAUCGGGAUCACA
Molecule: messenger RNA, 774 nt
Organism: Haliotis rubra (blacklip abalone)
Lineage: Eukaryota; Metazoa; Mollusca; Gastropoda; Lepetellida; Haliotidae
Exons: 2
Coding region: 95-664 (189 amino acids)
Source: RefSeq, a predicted model, not a curated record